AUGGUUGUUUCAAAACAUUUGAAAUCAGGAUCUGAGUGUCCACCAUUAAAAGAAAAUCAAUUACGUUUAUAUGGUAUGAGAUUUUGUCCAUUUGUACAUCGGGCAAAAUUAGUUCUAGCAGCUAAAGGAAUACCAUAUGAAGAAGUUAACGUUGAUCUUGUGAAUAAACCGGAAUGGUAUUUAGCGAAGAAUCCACCUGGGCAAGUUCCUGCUUUGGAGUGGAUAGCCGAUAAACAAACAAAAUUCAUUCCAGAAUCCUUCGUUGUCUCAGAUUAUCUUGAUGAAUUUUAUCCCGAGCAUCAUUUACAUCCUCUUGAUCCAUAUCACAAAGCUAAACAACGUGUUCUUACUGAACGAGUCAGCAAUUUGAUAACAGCAUUCUACAAAAUAGCUCAUUCUGAAGAUAAAGCAGCUAUUGAUGGUAUGAAGAAACAUUUGUCUUCGUACGAAAAUUCAUUAGAAGAAAAGUUUUUUGGCGGUGCACAGCCUGCUAUGGUUGACUACAUGAUGUGGCCUUGGUUCGAAAGACUUCCUCUAUUGGCAGAUGCUGGUUUUACACUCGAUUCGAAUCAAUUUCCAAAAUUAGCUUCAUGGAUAAAAUCCAUGGAAAAUGUUAAAGCUGUGAAAGAAUGUAAAGUGCCGGAAGAUAUUAUGAGAAAAUUUAUGCAAAGCUAUAAAGAUGGAAAGCCAGUGUAUGAUUUUGAAUAG
This is a messenger RNA of Didymodactylos carnosus, 708 nucleotides long. Lineage: Eukaryota; Metazoa; Rotifera; Eurotatoria; Philodinida; Philodinidae. The record is from the annotation of a GenBank genome assembly.